Messenger RNA from Neospora caninum, 483 nucleotides. RefSeq lists its product as hypothetical. The transcript has 2 exons. The record is from RefSeq and is a predicted model, not a curated record. NCBI's taxonomy places the organism in Eukaryota, Apicomplexa, Conoidasida, Eucoccidiorida, Sarcocystidae. Bases 1 to 483 code for a protein of 160 amino acids.
AUGCAGUUGCCCCUGUUUUUCAGUCGGCGGUCUCUGACCGUCGCCACUUUUUGCGGUCUGCUUUGGUCAGGCGUAUCCCCGGAUCCGGUUGAGGGCGGGCCUCAUGGAAGCGGCGUUCUGUCUAAACUUCGGCCUCCUUCAUUUUCCCUGAUCGCAUCACCGCUUUCUGAGGGCAGUCACAAAAACACAACAUAUCCCAGUGGAAUCAAGACGGUGUCAAGGGACGAGUUCCUUCGCUUGUUCGUUGAAACAUUCCAGCGAGAGUUUAAGGCUGAAGAAGGAGGUCUCCCAGGGCUGUUUAUGGAGGUGGCAUUCGAGCCAGCUCUGAACCGGUCAGCUUCAGUCAACUCUUUGAAAAAGCAGAUGCGAGCUUUCGCAGAUCUGAUGGGCGUGGAUGGCCUCAGUUCCGAGGACGAGCGCCUGAAAACAAUACUAGAAGUCUUUUCGUCGUACCCCGUGACACAGCAAGGACAAUCUGCUUGA